GGGUCCGGAAGGUCUCGGGAAGACGUAGAAAAGGUUGCUCCGCUGCCAGGUGCUCCUGGGGAAAGCCGGGGUGCUGCACCACGGGGGUGCUUCCCCAGGGGCUUCCCGUCCUGGCCGCCGGCUGCCUCCCAAGGGCCCAGUAGGUACCGGGGAAGAUGACAGAGGAACUGGGUCUCCCGGGACAGGACUCUGAUGGCGGUAGUGAGGAGGUGGUUCUAACUCCCGCAGAGCUCAUUGAACGGCUGGAGCAGGCUUGGAUGAAUGAAAAGUUUGCCCCUGACCUUCUGGAAAGCAAGCCUGAAAUUGUGGAAUGUGUCAUGGAACAGCUAGACCACAUGGAAGAAAAUCUCAGGAGAGCAAAGAAGGGGGACCUGAAGAUCAGUAUCCAUCGAAUGGAGAUAGAGAGGAUCCGUUAUGUCCUUAGCAGCUACUUGCGGUGUCGGCUCAUGAAGAUAGAGAAGUUUUUUCCUCAUGUCCUUGAAAAGGAGAGAACACGCCAUGAGGAGGAGCCUUCCAGCCUUUCUCCAGAAGAGUUUGCCUUUGCCAGAGAGUACAUGGCGAACAUAGAGACCUAUCUAAAGAAUGUAGCCUUAAAGCAUAUGCCUCCUAAUUUACAGAAAGUGGACCUCUUGAGGUCAGUUCCCAAACCGGAUCUAGAUUCAUAUGUGUUUCUGAGAGUGAAAGAAAGACAAGAAAACAUCCUGGUAGAACCAGAAACAGAUGAGCAGAGGGACUAUGUGAUUGACUUGGAGGAAGGCUCGCAGCACUUGAUCCGAUAUAAAACCAUUGCGCCUCUAGUUGCUUCUGGAGCUGUACAGCUAAUUUAAAACCAAAAAUAAAUAAACAAGAAUGAAGACAUGGAACCUUAGAGAAAAUAUUUAGAAACCCCACAUAUCACUCUGUGCCUAAGGACAGGCUUUUCUCAGCAGUGCUGUGAGUCACUUGGGCAUUGAGAAGGCACUCAGGGUUCCUAACUUGCGCAUGCCCUAACUUCCUGCCGGUUUAUGUAGAAUCAGCAGGUGGGGCCAUCGCUCUGUUCAGUCUAUACUGGGCAAGUACAUGACUGACUCACUUUGUGCACCUUUUCCCUUUGUGGCAUUUUUUAAAAAAUAUUUUUACUGUAGAAAUGUGAGGGUUUUUUUUUUCUUUAAAUAUAUUUUUGUUGAUCUCAGAGAGGAAGGGAGGGGGAGAGAGAUAGAAAUAUCAAUGAUGAGCGAGAAUCAUUGAUUGGCUGCCUCCUGCACACCCCAGUCUGGGCAUCGAGCCCACAACCCGGGCAUGUGCCCUGACCAGGAACUGAACCGUAACCUCUGGUUUAUAGGUUGACGCUCAACCACUGAGCCAUGCCAGCCAGGCCCUUUGUGAUAUUUUUUGAACUAAGGAAAGUGAGGCAAAGGUAAUUCAUAAAGAGGCAUCACUGCCUGUGAUAUGGGGACUGUAGUUAGCGCUGACCUGGUGGUGGCAGGAGAAUUCAUUUAACCUUCCUAGUGGAAAGAGUGUAAAUAGAUGAAAGAAAACAGCUGUGACCUUCUUCUCUGAUGUGUCUCUAAAUUGUAUAAACCUUUGGAACCUCUAACAUUGGUCAUCAAACCAGUUUCUGUCUUACUUAACUGAGAGUCACAACUAAACCAAUAAAUCAUUAAGUUUCAGUUUUGUGGCAGAAGGA
Molecule: messenger RNA, 1666 nt
Organism: Myotis lucifugus (little brown bat)
Lineage: Eukaryota; Metazoa; Chordata; Mammalia; Chiroptera; Vespertilionidae
Gene: GINS4
Product: GINS complex subunit 4
Exons: 8
Coding region: 156-827 (223 amino acids)
Biological process (GO): double-strand break repair via break-induced replication; DNA-templated DNA replication
Cellular component (GO): GINS complex
Source: RefSeq, a predicted model, not a curated record